Brienomyrus brachyistius is the source of this 1331-nucleotide messenger RNA. RefSeq names its product DnaJ (Hsp40) homolog, subfamily C, member 17 (gene dnajc17). Gene Ontology annotation, molecular function: RNA binding. Bases 113 to 1192 code for a protein of 359 amino acids. Gene Ontology annotation, cellular component: spliceosomal complex. The record is from RefSeq and is a predicted model, not a curated record. Gene Ontology annotation, biological process: spliceosomal complex disassembly. The transcript is spliced from 12 exons. NCBI's taxonomy places the organism in Eukaryota, Metazoa, Chordata, Actinopteri, Osteoglossiformes, Mormyridae.
CCCGGAAGUGGUUGUGUGAGAGUUGAAGGGUUAAGACGCCGAAGAAAUACAUGCUGUAAUUUUUGGACUACCGAACUGGACACUAUUAUUUAAAAUACGUUUCGUAGCGAAAAUGGCAGCGGCGAAGGAAUUGUUGCAAAUGGAUCUUUACAGUUUGCUUGGGGUGGAAGAAGGAGCCACCGAAAAAGAGGUCAAGAAGGCGUACAGACAGAAAGCUCUGACCUGUCACCCGGACAAGAAUCCCGACAACCCCAAAGCGGCUGAGCUCUUCCACCAGCUGUCCCAGGCACUUGAGGUUUUGACGGAUGCGGCAGCCAGGGCCGCGUACGACAAACUUCGAAAGGCGAAGAAGCAGGCCGAGGAGAGGACGCGGAGACUCGACGAUAAGAGGAAGAAGAUCAAGCUAGACUUAGAGGCGCGUGAGAGAGAGGCUGAGGCUCACAGUGUGGAGGAGAUCAAAGUCGCACGCACACUGGAAGAGGAGAUCACCCGGCUGCGAGAGGAGGGGUCCCGGCAACUACAGGAGGAACAAAGGCUGAUCAAGGAGCAGAUCCAGAGGGAGAGGGAGGCGCAGCUCCAAGGAGUCCCCGCAGCACCCGGCCCUCCGCGAGGAUCGCCGUCCAACAGCAGUGUGACCCCCAAAUUAAAACUGAAGUGGAAAAGUAAAAAAGAAGAUGAAACUAACGGUGGUUAUUCUCGCGACUUCCUCUUCAGCCUCCUACAGAAGUACGGUGAUGUGUUGAACGUCGUGCUGUCGGGCAGGAAGAAUGGAAGUGCUGUGGUUGAAUUUGCAACUGUCAGAGGAGCUGAACUUGCGUAUAAAAAUGAAUCGGGCCUGACAGGAAACCCACUGAAGAUCUCAUGGCUUGAAGGGCAACCUGAGGUCUUGGCACCAGCCUCAAAGAGCACGGAUGGCCCAUUCAGACAGGCACAGAUUUCAGCGCACACUGGAGGGAAGUCGCGGAUUUGGGCACAGGGGGAAGCUCACGCUGCUCACAUCUGCAUUGCAGCCAUGCGCCUUUUGGGAAGAGAUAAGGGAUGGCCGAGAUCCAGGCUUAUAGGAAAGGGCUCCCUGAGCAGUGAGCGUGACUACGAGAGCCUGGUGCUGAUGAGGCUAAGGCAGGCGGCGGAGAGGCAGCGGCUGAUCGAGCAGAUGCAGAGGGAGGAUGAGGAGGAUGUUGACCAAGCCUAGCAUCCUCAUCACCACCGGCAUCCCUGAUGGACUCACUCUGGCUGACUUCAGUUUUCUGGCGAAGCCAGCCUUUCUGCAACUUUUUUUUAAAGGAAUGAUUUAAAUACUUUUGGGUAAAUAAAUUGGUUUGUGACCAUGA